Otolemur garnettii (small-eared galago) is the source of this 801-nucleotide messenger RNA. RefSeq names its product interleukin 1 alpha (gene IL1A). Gene Ontology annotation, cellular component: extracellular region. The transcript has 7 exons. Lineage: Eukaryota; Metazoa; Chordata; Mammalia; Primates; Galagidae. Gene Ontology annotation, biological process: positive regulation of gene expression; positive regulation of immature T cell proliferation in thymus; cytokine-mediated signaling pathway. Gene Ontology annotation, molecular function: cytokine activity; interleukin-1 receptor binding. The record is from RefSeq and is a predicted model, not a curated record. Bases 1 to 801 code for a protein of 266 amino acids.
AUGGCCAGAGUUCCGGACCUGUUUGAAGACUACUACAGUGAAAAUGAAGAACACAGUUCUGCCUUUGACCAGCUCUGUCUGAAUCAGAAAUCCUUCUAUGAUGCAAGCCAUAGCUCACAUAAUAAAGACUGUGUGGAUCAAUUCAUGUGUCUGAGUGCCUGUGAAACCUCUAAGGGAUCAGGGUGUACUGUCCAGGAGAGUGUGGUGCUAGUGACAGCCAAGGGGAAAGUUCUGAAGAAGAGACGGUUCAAUUUAGAUCAGUCCAUCACUGAUGAUGACCUGGAGGCCAUUCCACAUGACAAAAAAGAAGAGAUUACACAGCCCCGGUCAGUACCUAUGAAUUUCACGAGGAAUGUGAAAUACAGAUAUAUGAGGAUCCUCAAAAGCCAAUUCAUCCUGAAUGACAACCUCAAUCAAAGUAUAAUUCGAAGCUCUCGUCAGUACCUCACCACUGCUGCACUACAGAAUAUGGAUCAUGCAGUGAAGUUUGAUAUGGGUGCUUAUAAGUCAUCAGCAGAGGAUGUUACAAGGCCUGUGAUUCUAAGAAUCUCAAAAACUCAACUGUAUGUGAGUACCCAAGAUGAAGACCAGCCGGUGUUGCUGAAGGAGUUGCCUCAGAUACCCAGAACCAUCAUGGGUGAUGAUACCAACCUCCUCUUCUUCUGGGAAACUGUUGGCUCUAGGCACUACUUCACCUCCGUUGCCCAUCCAACAUUGUAUCUCGCCACAAAGCAAGAUAAUCCGGUGCACCUGGCCACGGGACCACCAUCUUCCACUGACUUUCUGAUGCUGGACGCCUAG